UGUCAGUUAAAGGUUGGUUUGUUAUAACUGACUAUUGUUUUCCGGGAUGUCCAACAGUUUCACCUCUUCGGAAGCUGUGCUCGGUUUGUUGGAAAAAUUCGGUGUCGGCGUUCGUGCUGCAGAUGAUGAGUUCUUCCAGGAAGGCAACUUCUAUCUGAACAAGUUCGUCAAACUCGGAGUGCUGAGCGACAUCGAGAAGCUUUCAGCGGAACCGGAAGAAGAAACAGUUAUAACGUGCAACAUUCCGGGUUGUCGGUACAGCUGUUCGAACGUGCAGGAUUACGAGGGACACUACAACCUGCAGCAUCGGUAUGCCUGUGGUGAUUGUAAGAAAACGCUGCCCAAUGCCCACCUGUUGGAUUUGCACCUGUCGGAAACGCAUGAUUCCUACUUUGCCGCACAGGUGCAAGCUGCCCGGAAACCGAUGUACGCCUGUUUCCUGGAGGAGUGUCCACACAAAAGUCAAACACCAAGCGAGCGUCGCGAUCACUGCAUCAAGGAGCACAAAUUUCCCCACAAUUUCCGCUUCGAUAAACAAUCAUCUUCUACUGGUUUAACUAAAGGGAACACUCAGUCCCUGAACACUAAAAAAGGGGACAAAAUUGUAAAACAAUCUUCAACGAGUUCCGGUGAGAUGGACGUGGAUUCAGCGGCAGCAACAGCCAAAAUUAGUGAUCAAACAACGGAGGUUCCGAAAUGCAUGAAAAACUUUAGCUUCGGCCACUCGCGGAUUCGAUCGUUUAAAUCGACCACAGGAUCUACCAAACCGAAGAAAAAUUGUGAUAUCUUGGAGAGCAACAAAAUGGUUGUCGAUUUGCUGGAAAGUCUUCCAACGGAUUGAAUCGGUUGAAUCAGUUUGUUUUUUAGA
Molecule: messenger RNA, 868 nt
Organism: Uranotaenia lowii
Lineage: Eukaryota; Metazoa; Arthropoda; Insecta; Diptera; Culicidae
Product: protein lethal(2)k10201
Exons: 3
Coding region: 47-841 (264 amino acids)
Source: RefSeq, a predicted model, not a curated record